CCCUCAUGCAAUUUCGUUCGUUUGAAAUUCUCUCGAUCGAAUGUUUUUCCACGCUCCUUCAUUGUUUUUUCAUAGCAUCGAUGCUCAAGAGUGUGAGAAAGUUUUACAAAAAAUAGUGACGCCACUCGGCCAUUUGUGUUUCGAUAGUGCUGUUGUGACUUUCCAGAAGGCUUGACCUUCGUUUGGUGAUUUUCACGAAGGCCGAUUUUCCAGUUUCUUUCGAUCGAGAGAAAAAGUAUACUUGUCUCGAAUUCGAGUGAAUUAUGAUGAAUAUUUUCGCGACGGAGCCCGAGUGUCUUCCUGAGUAUACCGGAUACCAAAGGUAUCCAGGGACUUGCGAUAAAUAUCUGCAUUGUGACAGAGGCCAGACUUUUAUAAAAAGCUGCGGUCCUGGUACUGCGUGGAAUCAAGCAAGUUUCAUGUGCGAUUGGCCGACCAACGUUCCCGGAUGUGCAGCAGCAGCGGCGUCAACUCCGCGACCACAGCUCGAGGAACAUGGAAGUAACCCUAACGGAGAAAACGGUCACGACCAUAAGCAUGGACCGGCGGGUCGCGAUGACGAGCAACAAUCAGAGACUUAUGUGGGCCCUGUCACGAAUAUUGACAUUCGCCUUGGCCCAUCUUAGGCACCUUCUGCUCAUGGCCCGAAGUCUGAUGUUAAAAAAAAUGAGAUGAAUGAUGUCUUUGAAAAUUUCUUACUUUGGUAAUGAGAAAUCACGUCGUGACUUCUUCAUUCGAGUAUUGAAAAUGAUGUUCUGGAUUACGAUUUUUUUGGUUAAUUAAAAACUAGUCUUUUCCACA
Molecule: messenger RNA, 801 nt
Organism: Venturia canescens
Lineage: Eukaryota; Metazoa; Arthropoda; Insecta; Hymenoptera; Ichneumonidae
Product: U-scoloptoxin(01)-Tl1a-like
Exons: 3
Coding region: 264-626 (120 amino acids)
Cellular component (GO): extracellular region
Molecular function (GO): chitin binding
Source: RefSeq, a predicted model, not a curated record